This is a messenger RNA of Rhodofomes roseus, 2362 nucleotides long. RefSeq names its product AGC/Akt protein kinase. The record is from RefSeq and is a predicted model, not a curated record. The transcript has 6 exons. Gene Ontology annotation, biological process: protein phosphorylation. Gene Ontology annotation, molecular function: protein serine/threonine kinase activity; ATP binding. Lineage: Eukaryota; Fungi; Basidiomycota; Agaricomycetes; Polyporales; Fomitopsidaceae. The coding region runs from base 410 to 2071 and encodes 553 amino acids.
GCCACUGCCACCACUGGCAGUUGUUCGCUUCAACGCGUGUUUCCAUAGCGCGCAAUUCGCAAGUCUGACACUCAUCAUAACUUACGUAUAAUACCUUCUGUCGCUCGCCAGGCCGCAGUGCUUCUCCGGCGGUCUCCUGGACACGACCUCGUCAGACGGUUGCCUUCGUUUCUGACCGGCGGGGCCGACUGAAGGAGAGCUGGGCAACGGUCCAGCGCCUAUCGACUAGGAUUGCCUUAUCCGGGUGGUCAGUAAGCGAGCCCCGCGAACGCCGUCGAGGAUCAGGAUCUUACGUCUGCAUAGCAUCUCUCUACCACCACUUCCACUCACCCUCGACCAGAGCUGAGCUCGGUUCUCUUUCUGUUCUAUACCCCUCGCACUCUGUCUCUCGGACGCCAGGAAGCCAGCCAUGUCUUGGAGAGGUAUCGGCAAGAAGCCGCGCCCGUCUGCGAAUGCUCUGUCGGUCAAUGACGAUGCUGCGCGCUCGACCACACCGACGCCUGGCAACCCGAGCGGCAGCUCUUUGUCACGUUCAGGCCUCCUCGCUAUCCGAGUCCUGUGGGCGGAGGGCCUCUCGCUACCCGCUGGGCAAGGCAUGCCGCCAGCAGUACAGGCAGCGCUGUCCUCCCAGCAGGCGAAGGUCGCCGCGUCCGUAUCGCCGUCGAGUGUUACGCAGCACCGACUGGCCAACAGGAAGAGCAACAGAGACAGUGUGCAGAGGCAACAGUGCUGGUGGCUCCCCUACCUUGUCAUGGAGUUCGAGGUCAACCAGGUGCUGAUCACACCGCUUGGGGGAGACGUGGCCAAGCCGCUGUACAUGUACGAGACCAACUUCGACGUAUCACGACACUCGGAUAUCUCGAUUCAGUGCUACCUCAGAGCAGAAGAGCCGAAGCGCGGCGGGGACGGCAUUGCCGACGACAUGGGCAAUGAUAUCUUCAUGGGUGGUGUGCGAUUCACGCCGGACUUCGAGGACAGCGCGCCACAGGACCAGUGGUAUGAGCUUGUGGGCGGCGAUGGCAAGAUUCAGAUCGGGGUGACAUUCAAGCCGAGUUCUGGGCACUCGCUCACGAUCGACGACUUUGAGCUGAUCACGGUCAUCGGGAAGGGCAGUUUCGGAAAGGUCAUGCAAGUUCGCAAGCGUGACACGUCGCGUAUCUAUGCUCUGAAGACAAUUCGGAAGCAGCAUAUCGUCGAGCGCGGUGAGAUUACCCACACGCUCGCGGAACGGAUGGUGCUUGCGAGGGUAAACAGCCCUUUCAUCGUACCGCUCAAGUUCAGCUUCCAGUCGGAGCAAAAGCUGUAUCUCGUGCUCGCGUUCGUCAACGGCGGAGAGCUGUUCCACCACCUGCAGCGCGAGCAGCGGUUCAACGAGGAGCGCAGCCGAUUCUACAGCGCCGAGCUGCUGCUGGCGCUCGAGCACUUGCACGAACUGGACGUCGUCUAUCGUGACCUGAAGCCGGAGAAUAUUCUCCUUGACUACACCGGUCACAUCGCACUGUGCGACUUCGGUCUGUGUAAGCUGAACAUGAAGGACUCCGACACGACCAACACGUUCUGCGGGACACCAGAGUAUCUCGCACCGGAGAUUCUGAAUGGGCAUGGAUACAACAAAACGAUCGACUGGUGGACGCUGGGCGUCCUCUUGUACGAGAUGCUUUCUGGCCUCCCUCCAUUCUAUGAUGAGGUCACGGACAAGAUGUACCAGAAGAUCCUCACCAGCCCUCUCGUCUUCGGCGACGAAAUCGCCUCUCAGGCUCGGAGCAUCCUGACCGGCCUUCUGACGCGCGACCCCUUGCAGCGUCUCGGCGUGAACGGCGCGGAUGAGAUCCGGAAGCACCCCUUCUUCGCGAAGAACAUCGACUUUGAGAAGCUCGUGCAGAAGAAGAUUCAACCGCCGUUCAAGCCCAGUGUCUCCAGCCCUGUGGAUGUGUCCAACUUCGACACCGUCUUCACGACCGAGGCUCCCAUGGACAGUGUCGUCGAGGGUUCUCAGCUCUCGCAGACCGUGCAAGCUCAGUUUGCAGGCUUCUCUUACGACGGGUCCAACAUGCCUGUCAGCCCCGUCUAAUCAUCCUCCUCGCCUUCGUCAUCUCCAUUGCAUAUCAACCUAGUAAUCUCUCGCAUUUCACUGCUAUCUGGGCCCGGUCACACUAUGCAGGAUCUCUUAGCCUAUCCCUACUGUAUUCGUUCUUUUUGGUAUCGGGUAUGUCUGUUGGAAGUCGCCCCUCGUUAUUUGCAUAUGUCGGCUCCCAUCCCCCCAACUCGCAUUCGUUGCUCGUGCCCGGCACAUACUGUAAAACACACGCUCAUUCUAAUAGAAAAUGGAAACAUGGAACCUGGAUCAUCAGGACGUUUAUCG